Messenger RNA from Aspergillus clavatus NRRL 1, 1488 nucleotides. RefSeq names its product putative aldehyde dehydrogenase. The coding region runs from base 1 to 1488 and encodes 495 amino acids. The record is from RefSeq and is a predicted model, not a curated record. The transcript is spliced from 3 exons. Gene Ontology annotation, molecular function: aldehyde dehydrogenase (NAD+) activity. Lineage: Eukaryota; Fungi; Ascomycota; Eurotiomycetes; Eurotiales; Aspergillaceae.
AUGUCCCUCACGAUCACCGGCUCUGCCGGCCGCGCCAUCUCCCUGCCCACCGGCCUCUUCAUCCACAACGAAUUCACCCCAUCCUCCACCAACACCACCCUCCCCGUCGAGAAUCCCACCACCGGCGAUGUGCUGGGCACCGUCUCGGCCGCCAGCGAGGCCGAUGUCGACCGCGCCGUGACCUCAGCGACCACCGGUUUCGCCACCUGGCGAUCUACCCCGGGCGCCCAGCGCGCCCAGCUCCUGCUCAAGCUGGCCGAUCUGAUCGAGCGCGACGCCGAGGAGUUCGCCUCGAUUGAGGCCGUGGACGCGGGCAUCCUGUUCACCGACGGCAUGCGCAUGAAUGUGCCACAGGCGGUGGCCAACCUGCGCUACUACGCCGGCUGGGCCGACAAGAUCGACGGCCGCACCUUGGACAUGGAAGGCGGGGUGGGCUAUACCUACCGCGAGCCGCUGGGGGUCUGCGCAGCCAUUGUGCCCUGGAACGCGCCUCUGAUGAUCACGAUCUGGAAGCUGGCCCCCGCGCUCGCCACCGGCAACGCCCUCAUCAUCAAAACCUCCGAAAACUCCCCCCUCUACGGCCUCAAGCUCGCCCUCCUCAUCCGCGAAGCCGGCUUCCCGCCCGGUGUCGUCAACAUCCUCACCGGCCCCGGCUCCCCGACCGGCCACGCCGUCGCCGCCCACCCGCUCAUCCGCAAGGUCGCGUUCACGGGCUCCGCCGCCUCGGGCCGCCGCGUGCUCGCCGCCGCCGCCCACUCCAACCUGAAGAAAGUCAGCCUGGAGCUGGGCGGCAAGGGCCCCAGCAUCGUCUUCGACGACUGCGAUCUGGAGAACGCCCUGUUCUGGACCCGCAUCGGCAUCACCGCGAACAACGGCCAGACCUGCGCCGCGGGCUCGCGCAUCUACGUCCACGAGCGCGUCUACCACCGCUUCCUGGACGCCUAUGCGAAGGCCUCGGCCGACGCCCCCGCCGUCGUCGGUGACCCGCUGGACCCCGCCACCACCAAGGGUCCCAUCGUGAACGCCGCCCAGCAUCGGCGCAUCCUGGGCUAUAUCGCGGAAGGGAAGGAGGGCGGGGCGCGGCUGCUGUUUGGUGGCGGGAAGCUGGGCGAGAAGGGGUAUUUUGUGGAGAAUACGGCGUUUGCGGAUGUGGCGGAGGACGCGACGAUCAUGAAGGAGGAGAUUUUCGGCCCUGUUGCGAGUAUCGCCAAGUUUUCGUCCGAGGACGAGGUCGUGCGCAAGGCCAACGACUCGCUGCACGGGCUCAGCGCCGCCAUCUUCACCAACGACGUCAACCGGGCGUAUCGGGUCAGUCGCGCGCUGGAGUCCGGCCAGGUGACGGUCAACGCGUGGGCGAUGCUCAGCCCGAAUGCCCCGUUUGGCGGCGUCAAGGAGAGCGGGUUUGGCCGCGAUAUGGGCGAGGAGGCCUUGGAGGGCUGGACGGCGGUCAAGACGGUCAAGUAUAUGAUUCAGGGGUUGAAGCUAUAG